AUGGCAGACAUCAAGCCGAACCACACUAUCUAUAUUAACAAUCUUAAUGAGAAGGUUAAGAAGGAAGAGCUAAAGAAAGCCCUGUACGCCAUUUUCAUGCAGUUCGGAGAAAUCGUCAGUAUUAUGGCCUUCAAGACUUUGCGUAUGAGAGGCCAGGCACACAUUAUUUUCAAAGAGCGCAUUCAAUAUGCACGUGAAGACUCCGAUAUCAUUGCUAAGGCCAAGGGCACUUAUGUUGAACGAGCACCUCGAGUUCCAAUGCGUACCCAAAAGAAGAAGAAGGUACUGUUGGUUUACAGAACUAGAAGGACAUAUGGUGCCAAAGGAAGCGGGCAAGGACGAGGACGCACUGGUGGAAACGGAGGAUCAGCCCCACCAAAUAAGAUCUUGUUCUGUACAAAUCUUCCUGACGAGGUUACAACGAAUAUGCUUCAAAUUCUUUUCAACCAGUUUCCUGGACUCCGAGAUAUUCGCUUGGUACCGUAUCGUUCCGGUAUCGCUUUUGUUGAGUAUGAAUCGGAGGAGUUCGCAGCGCCUGCUAGGAUUGCUUUGAACAAUUUCAAAAUAACCCCAGAGCAGCACAUAAAGGUAGAUUAUGCCAAGAAGUAG
This is a messenger RNA of Angiostrongylus costaricensis, 609 nucleotides long. Lineage: Eukaryota; Metazoa; Nematoda; Chromadorea; Rhabditida; Metastrongylidae. The record is from the annotation of a GenBank genome assembly.